AUGUUUCACUGGCCACUGUUUCUCCUGUCCGUUUGGACACUGUGCCUGUCUUUAUUAACAGCCUAUCAGGCCCCUGAAGACAAGGAGGACAUCUUCACCAGCAGAGCAUGUCCUGCGUUCCUCGUCUUCGACAGCGUGGCGUACCCGGCUGAUAUGACCAUAGAGUUGCCCUGCCACUGUAAGCCAGAGGAGGCGCUCUCAGUCGUGUGGUACUACCAGAAACAUCUCGGCACUCAGGACACCAGAGUGCUGACUGACUUUGCCGGCACUGCCAUCGUGGAUUCGUCCAAAAUUGGUAGAGACUCGGAUUUGCGUGGACGAUUUUCCAUCCGUUUGUUCAGCCUUAUCGUCUUCCGGGUGCAGGAGGACGACUCUGGUCAUUAUAUCUGCGGCACAGCUUCGGGGGAGUUCUUCUACGGCUACGAUGUGGACGUCCAGGUGGUCCGCCAAGUGUUGUUUUCUUGGAACCUUGUUCGGAGAAAUGAAACGAAACCUUCUGAAGAUGAUAGCAGCCCAAAUAAACCUUUCCAGGUGUUUGCCAGUCACUGGCCGUGGUCCGUGUGCGAUCGCUGUGGCGUGAGAGGCGAACAGACGCGAGUUGGACUUUGCUAUGUCGUGAGCGAAUACCUGCAGGUGAGGUAUCAUCGCAAGUCAAGCAACGUGACCUCUUGCGGUUCCUCUGCGGUUCCUCUAAGCUUUGGGCUAGCUAACAGCGGCUAUGGAGCAGAGCUUGUGGUGAGAGAUUGCCACACUCCUUGCCCACCAAAACGUGCAAUGGUCAGCCCGGAGAAGAAGGCCCUGCUGGACUUCCUUGGCUACGAUGACCCGAAAUCUCCAGGACUUUCUGUUUACUACCAUAACCAUCCGGUCGAAUCAGAUCUCGUGCUUUCCUGCCCUGGGAUGAAGCCCCAGCAUGCAGUGGCCUGGGAUAAAGGCUCCACUCCGCUUUACCGUUCUCGGUUCAUGGAGGGGUUGAAUCAGAGCUCGCGUUUGUUUAUAGACGUGGGUCACCACCUGCACAUCAGACCCGUCCGUCUGAAGGAUAAAGGCACCUACUUCUGCUGGAUCCAAGGCAAAAAAGCAGCACAGAUCAAACUCGGAGUGUACUCACGGCUGGGCCGGAUGCGCAGAAUCUCUGACCCGGAGUCUAUCUUCGCCGUCAAGGCCAUCCUGGUCAUCUACGCGCUCCUCACUGCUGUGUUUCUGCUCAUUAUAUCGCUCAGGUUCAUGUGGAAUGUUAGCAAGGAAGGAAGGGCCUCGUAUUGA
Colossoma macropomum (tambaqui) is the source of this 1266-nucleotide messenger RNA. Its product is annotated as Ig-like V-type domain-containing protein FAM187A. NCBI's taxonomy places the organism in Eukaryota, Metazoa, Chordata, Actinopteri, Characiformes, Serrasalmidae. The transcript has a single exon. The record is from RefSeq and is a predicted model, not a curated record. Bases 1 to 1266 code for a protein of 421 amino acids.